Messenger RNA from Megalobrama amblycephala (Wuchang bream), 5192 nucleotides. It is a transcript of the gene kcnv1, whose product is annotated as potassium voltage-gated channel modifier subfamily V member 1. The record is from RefSeq and is a predicted model, not a curated record. Gene Ontology annotation, molecular function: protein binding; voltage-gated potassium channel activity. Gene Ontology annotation, biological process: potassium ion transmembrane transport; protein homooligomerization. Gene Ontology annotation, cellular component: membrane; voltage-gated potassium channel complex. NCBI's taxonomy places the organism in Eukaryota, Metazoa, Chordata, Actinopteri, Cypriniformes, Xenocyprididae.
GUCCAGAGUUACUGGUAUUCCAGUAUAAUGUCCUUUGUUUUGGAUUUUUAGAUAUUUAAUUGGUAUUUUAUGUUGCAUUAGUUUAUGACUUAUUUAAAUAAAGCCUAUUUAAGUAGUAAUUUAUUUCAAACUAAUUUUAUUUAGUCUUCAGAGAGCGCAUUCACUGUCUAUCCGACACUAAAUAAGAAGAUAAACGUAAAUAGUAAAAUAAUUUAACGAUUGAGAGAUUGAUAUUAGUUGAAUUUGAUAAGAUAUUAAUUUGUUGUUGUUACUAGCUACUCGGAUCCACAAAACCUCUUCCUUAUUACCCACUGAAAAUGUUUAACAGUCUCUCGUAUGGCAGCAAUAGGACAUAUUUGCAUGCAGAGAAGACAGUGUUUUCUUUUCUUUUCAUCAUAAAUUACUUUGUUGUUAAGGAUGUAAACAGGACAAACACUCUUUCUAAGUUUACACUGUAAAAAAAUAUUAACCUGAAAUCAGUUAUAUAAAAAUGUACUUCAUACAGUAACAUCUGCAUUGACUCAGAAACAUAAUAUAACCUGAAUAUAUUGGGUUACACCAAGUAUUUUUAAGGAUCAGUAUAAACAGCAGUGCUUGCUUUCACUUUUUACAGUGUAGCUUUUUAUUGACAGUGGGUUUCUUUAAAUUUAGUAAAUAAAAAUAUUUAAAUAGAUAAUUAAAUUAAAUGGAUUGUUCCCUUUUGAAAGGUAUUCUCAGUCUCCACGUUGUGCUCAGUCCUCUUUAGUGUCAUCCCAUGGGAUCUUGUUAAAAAUGUAGGCUUUAAAAUGACCAUCAUGACAAUAUUACAGAAGAGCUUACCAAAGAGAAUUAAUGAUUACAAGAAUAGUACCAUUAGUUCAAUUAAUUAGACGGGCCAGCUAAAAUAUUUAAAUCUCAACGCAGCUUUGAAGAAGUAGGACAUUGCCAAAGGCUUCUUCUCUCUCCCACCGUGUCUGAUGUCUGCCAGUGAUGGCGUAAAAGAAAGAAAGAAAAAAAAACAUUAAGGGAAUUUGCUCAUUCAAUACACAGAGCUUUCAAUAAGUUGGUAUUACACAUAUCCUACUGUACACAGAAUAUCCAAACUGUCUUAUGUAUUUCUAUUAAAGUGGAUAGGAAUAGUAACACAGAUGAAGCAUUGUAACGUGUUAUAUAAAACACAAACCUUGCGCUUCACACUACAGCUAACUCUACAGUUUAAACCCAAAGACCACAUUUAACCGUGGGUUAUGAAACUUUCCUUUCGAGGAAUCAAAGUGAAACAACAUGCUGCUUGAAUGUAAUGGGCUCAACAUUACCAAGAACACCAUGAUCACGGAUUCAUCAAGUCCGGCAGAGUUCUUCGAGGACAAUGCUUCACUGCUGUCCUUGGACUCCAGCGUAUUCUUCAGCGAGCCUGCACUGCCGAGUGACGAUCCACUGGAUUUCUUCAUUAUAAAUGUUGGAGGCAGCCGCUAUAUCCUCUCUCAGGAACUGUUGGCCUCUCACCCAGAAACUCGCUUAGGCAAGCUGGCCCUCUCCAAUCGAGACUCUGCUUUAGACCUGUGCGACGAUGCAGAUUUCUUGGAGAAUGAGUUCUUCUUUGACCGCAACUCACAGACCUUCCAGUACAUCAUGAACUUCUACAAGACAGGUCACUUACAUGUGCGAGAGGAGCUAUGCGUGAUCUCCUUCCUUCAGGAGAUCGAGUACUGGGGCAUUGAUGAGCUCCGCAUAGACAGCUGUUGCAGGGAUAAGUACUACCGCCGGAAGGAGAUGAAAGAGACGUUGGAUAUUAGUAAUGAUGCUGAGAUAAUGGACAAUGAGGAGGAGGACUUCACCGGAGCUUUGUGUCAGGACUUACGCCAACGCCUCUGGGACCUCAUGGAGAAGCCGGAGUCCUCUAAGGCAGCCAAGACUUUUGGGACGCUGUCCAUGUUCUUUUUGGUGGUGUCCAUCGUGAACAUGGCUUUGAUUUCGCUGGACUUCACUAUACUUGGUGCACCUAUCAUCUUGGAUGUUCUUGAGUACAUUUGUAUUAUUUGGUUCACCGGUGAGCUGGUACUCAGGUUCAUGUGUGUCAGAGAUAAGUGUAAGUUCAGCAGGAGUGUGGUAAAUAUCAUUGACCUGCUGGCUAUUCUGCCCUUCUAUGUGACUCUGGCUGUGGAAAGCCUUCAUGGAGAAUCUACGGAGCUGGAGAACGUUGGACGGGUAGUUCAGGUGCUGCGGCUAAUGAGGUCACUCAGGAUGCUUAAACUUGGCCGACACUCCACAGGUCUCAAGUCUUUGGGCAUGACGAUCGCCCAGUGCUACGAGGAAGUUGGCCUCCUGAUGCUGUUCCUUUCUGUGGGCAUCUCCAUCUUCGCCACAGUAGAAUACGCCAUCGAACACGAUAUGCCGGAGACCACUUUCACCAACGUGCCCAGUGCCUGGUGGUGGGCCACCACGUCCAUGACCACAGUGGGGUACGGAGACAUCCGUCCAGAUACGGCUCUAGGAAAGGUGAUGGCCUUCAUCUGCAUCCUCUCUGGCAUUCUCAUCCUUGCGCUGCCUAUUGCCAUCAUCAACGAUCGUUCUGCCUGCUACUUCACGCUUAAAAUGAAGGAAGCGGCGUUGCGGCACGGGGAGGCACUGAAGCGACUGACGCGCAGUUCUGCCUCGGAUAUGUCGGCGAUAGGGGUGAACCUGCGGGACGCAUACGCCAGAAGCGUGCUGGAGAUGCUACGGUUGCAGGGGCGAGAGCGAGCCAGCACACGCAGCAGUGCAGGAGAUCUCUGGUGGUAACAGGAGGCUUGCAAGCUGCAGGAGAGAGAGAGAGAGAGGUUUUGUUUUAUUUUAAGGACCAGAAAACCAUUAAAGGGGUCAUAUCAUAAGGAAUUAAAAUUUUCUUGAUCUUCAAUUUGCCUCAAAAUAUAAUUUACUAAAAACAACUCAACUCUCUGAAAUCCUCAUGUUUCUGGUGUCACGAACCUGCAAUUAAUUCUUAACUUUGCAAUCCUGUAACAAUCUAAUGAAGCUGUUGCUUUUUACAUACAAAUGGGGCAUUUCUUAAAGUCACAAUGUAACAGAAGUAGCGACAGAUACUGGCUGUGUCCGAAAACUUAGGCCUCACUGUUUUAUUAGUCAUUGACUUUGUAGGCAGCAUUUGCACACAAAGUUACCUCACGAAACUGAUUUUGGACAGACUUCUGAGGCAGCGUAACAGUUUAAUGAUCUACAGCAAAAUAGAGUGAGCUUUGGUGAUAGCUAAGCUAAUAUUUAAUUACUACAAUAGUAAUUUCUUGCUAGAAAUGACAUCAGAGUGGAAAACAUUUGUUGAAAACAUACAUUUACACACAAACUGACCACCUACUGCAACUUUCAGAUGGCAUCUUUAUUUUUUUACCUUAAAGGUGCAGUAUGUAAUAUUGACAGCUAGUGGUUGAAAGGAGUACUGCAGUCUAAAUUCAAAACACUGGAGAGAGCUGUUUGCCCCGAUCCCUCCUCAGACUUGACUGUCACACGGGUUGCCAGAUUGAGCACAUGUAACAGAAACGAGCGCAAUUGACAAUGAAAGGUGACAAGCCUGACAUUGUAAGUUAAUGAGCUGAUUUUUCUGCGUUUUAAUAUGCCUCUGGAUAAUGGAGCUUUUUAGCUUUUUGGAUGCCGAGGCUUUUUAGGUCGGGUAGAAUCUGUGAUCUCUGACCCAGUUCGUUUAUUGGCUUUCAUGGCUGCAAUACGCUGUGUUUUCUGCCAACUGGCAACCCGGGGUGUCUAAAUACUAUUGGUUAAAUUGGCAGUGGGUGGGAUCACUUACCAAAACAAAAACAGACAUUCCGACACGGAACUCAUAUUUCAAAGUAGAAUAACUGGCUGUAGUUUUGUUUUUUGUAAAUUGUUUUUCAGAGAAACAAGAAUGUGAACUUAGCAUGUUUCCUAAAUAACGGUAAACAUAUAUGGUAUUUUUAUGAUUUACUUUUGUGGGAUAUCGAAGUCUGCGAAUGAUACAUACAUCUAUGCUGCCUUCAAAAAUCAGAUGAAGGUAUCUCAGGAGAGAGGAAGUAAAGCUAACAUUGGAUUCAAACAUGCUUUGAUGCCUUCCUUCCUUGGAAUGCAUUUUCCGAAGGCAGCAUUUUUAAGAUUUUGGACACAGCCAUUUUCUUCCAUACUCUGACAUACAUCCGUGUGAAACGGAUUAUUAGGACAAAAAAAGCAAUGUAUGGCAGGGACUUGAUUCUAUCCAUCAGUUGUUGAUUGGAUAGAGGCUGAUCUGAAUGUGAGCUUGCAGUCGAUUGAGAGAAAGAGGUGGGGUUUAAGUAAAAAAAAAAAAGUUGAAUAUAUGUGGGAUGAAUAUAACGAUAAGCUCAGUAACAUGAAUUUAGAACAUUUAUUUUUGAUGCAUACUUUAAAGGCAGCAACAGUAAAAACAGACCAUUUAACAAAGGGUCCAAAAAGUUCAUACUGUUAUUAUAAAUUGUAAAAAUUAACAAUGACUAUAAAUUGUUAUUAUAAUUUUUUUAUUUUUUUUUCAAAAUAACUUGACAAUGAACCUCAGGUGGGGAAAAGAAUAUUAAAAACAAACGUAUAAUAAGACUUCUUUAAAGGCGAUGCAUGUGAUUUCUGCACCACUACUGGACAAAAACUGAAUUGCAAAAAUAAAGAAUUUACUCAAACAGGUUUCCCAAACAGUGUCAUUGGUUGGACAACAGUUAGCCCCACCCCAAACUCACACCACUGGUUGAAUCAGUGUUGUUAUGCUGCUCAAAUCAAGCCAUUCUGAAAGCAGCACAGAGCCAAAGUGUUUACACGUUUUGACUGAAUCAACCUACAAAUGACUUUAAGCACAUUAAUGCACAUUGAGGAGUAUUCUAGGAGAAGUAUUUUAACAUGAAAUUACACUCAUCAAAAUGAUUUUUCAAAAUUGCUACAUGUCUGUUCUGUUUAUAUUUGUGCAACUCAUUGAUUGUUUGUAAUGCAAGUAGUUUUUACUGUUCCAUUUGAAGAUAUGUAAUAAAAUCUUUGUCUCAAUUUUCCCGUUUGUUGACUUUUUGGGUUACAUUUACAUCAGAACAGUCUUUUUCCUGUGCAAGACUUGUUGAACCUUUUAAAAUAUCACAAAUGGCCUGAAGAAUAAAAUGACAUUGUAAGACAAACAGGUCUGCUCAAAGAUGCAUGGCUUAUUUGACACAUUGCUCUGUAACAGUUGCAGCUAAACAUUCAGAGCUUAAAAGCUUAGA